Molecule: messenger RNA, 2544 nt
Organism: Colletotrichum karsti
Lineage: Eukaryota; Fungi; Ascomycota; Sordariomycetes; Glomerellales; Glomerellaceae
Product: beta-lactamase family protein
Exons: 6
Coding region: 1-2544 (847 amino acids)
Molecular function (GO): catalytic activity
Source: RefSeq, a predicted model, not a curated record
AUGACUUUGUCAGCCGUUGCUUCAAACAAGAUUAGCGCCAUCAUCGAUGAGUACACGGCCGGCAAAAGCUCUAAGCUUCCUGGGCUUGUUUACUGCGCAGUCAACGAACAUGGCGAGCUCAUAUACUGCCACGCGUCAGGAAGGAAGGGCCUUUCGACAAAAUCCCCCAUGACAGCAGAUACUAUUUUCUGGCUGCUGUCAUUCACGAAGCUCAUAACAUCCAUUGCGUGUAUGCAAUGUGUGGAGCGCGGCCUGCUGAAUCUGGAUGAUGCGGACCAACUCGAGCAACUGGCACCUGAGUUGCGCGAUAUCAAAGUUCUUCAGAGAAAUCCAGAUGGUGAUCUGGAGUACGUUGAAAAGCGUAACAGGAUCACUCUUAGAAUGCUCCUGAACCAUACUGCUGGAUUUGGCUAUGCGUUCGAGGACGACAAAUUGGCCGAAGUUGAUCGUCCACUUGGUCUAGAUGACUUUUCCUGUGAACGGUCAGAUGUCAUCAGUCGGCCUCUCGUCAAUCAGCCUGGUGAGGAAUUCCAGUACGGAACGUCUCUUGAUUGGGCUGGUAUCAUCGUGGAGCGUGUGACGGGGGGCUCUCUCGAAGCGUAUUUUCAGGAUCAUAUAUUUGCACCAUUGGGCAUCUCAAGCAUCACUUUCAAGCCCUCCCAAGGCGCAAAGACUAGCUUGGCCCACAUGCAUCAAAGGGACUCAUAUGGUAGAGUCUACGAAAUUGACCACAUUUACAGAAAGCCUUUGCUCGUCAAGACCCCCAAGGAGAGGGAAAGUCUGUUCUGCGCGGGUGGGCAUGGCUGUUUUGGCAAGCCCAGUGAAUACGCUCGCAUUAUAUCUGUGCUUCUCAAUAACGGAAAAGAUGCACAAACGAACGUUCAAAUUCUUGAACCAACCACCGUUGAGGAAAUGUUCACGGACCAAAUCCCCGAUAAGCCUCGUUUUUCAAACACUUUCGUUCCAGUCGCAAAGCCACUUUUGGCGAGACCUACCCCCUUGACUCCUAUGCCGGAAGAUCACACCGAAGGUUGGGGCUUGUCCUUUUCGAUCAGUCAUUUCCAGUCUCCAACGGGCAGAGCCGCGGGAAGCGGCUCUUGGGAAGGUUUGGCGAACCUCUACUGGUUUGCAGACCGACAGAACAAGCUUGGUGGAAUCAUUGCGGCGCAGAUUGCUCCGUAUGGAGGAAUGUGGCAGGCUGACGAGAUUCUCUCUGUCCCGCGGGUAGGAGGCUACCUUGCACUUCAAUCUAGUCUUCUUCGAUUUGCAAACCCACGCGCUCUGAUCUUGGCGUACCCCAUGAUUGACCUCGAGGCGCCUCAUUAUACUCGGGCUGCAGACAAGGCCAUCGUUGGAGUCCCGAAUUUCCCAGACAAACUCAUUGACACCUUCUUGGAUCUCCCUCACAAGCAAGAAUUCGAGACGGAGGCGGAUCCACCUGACCGUCUGGCUUUGGCUCUGGCGACUGUGCAGAACGGCAGGUUUCUAGACUUCCUUGUGUCAGCUUUUCCAUCCGCUCGACGUUUGAAGAUCAUUACGACGCUAUCAUACCCGAGAUUCAAGAUGGCUACCAUGGACAAAGUGUUUGCUGCCUACGAGCAGCGCCAGGCGGCCCUCGACAAAAGUACCGCCACCAACCCCUUCGCCAAGGGGAUCGCUUGGGUUGAGGGGAACCUUGUUCCCCUUUCUGAAGCACGAAUCCCACUGCUGGAUCAGGGCUUCAUGCACAGCGAUCUCACGUACGAUGUUCCCUCGGUUUGGGACGGCCGUUUCUUCCGCCUUGACGAUCACCUGACCCGCCUGGAGGCAAGCUGCAAGAAAUUGCGGUUGAGACUGCCCUUACCGCGCGAGGAAGUCAAGAAGAUCCUGGUCGAUAUGGUGGCCAAAAGCGGCAUUCGAGAUGCUUUCGUCGAACUCAUCGUCACUCGCGGCCUGAAAGGUGUACGAGGCGCGAAGCCCGAGGACCUACUCAACAACAACCUCUACAUGUUCAUCCAACCCUACGUCUGGUGCAUGGACCCUGAGAUCCAGCCUCACGGAGGCAGCGCAGUUAUCGCCCGAACUGUCCGCCGCGUGCCACCCGGGGCCAUCGACCCGACCGUCAAGAACCUGCAGUGGGGUGACCUAGUCCGGGGUCUCUUUGAGGCCUCGGACCGUGGUGCGACGUACCCUUUCUUGACCGAUGGAGAUGCGCACCUAACUGAAGGCUCUGGCUUCAAUAUCUGUCUGAUCAAAGACGGCACGCUGUUUACUCCUGACCGUGGGGUUCUUGAGGGUGUGACCCGAAAGAGCGUCUUGGAAGUUGCGAGAGCCAGUGGAGUCCCCGUUCGUCUGGAGGUGAUUCCCGUGGAAAGGGCGUACGAGGCAGAUGAGAUUCUGAUGUGCACGACGGCUGGUGGAAUCAUGCCCAUUACAACGCUCGAUGGCAAGCCGGUCAAUGGAAAGGGCGUUGUUGGACCCAUCACGAAGAAGAUCUGGGAUGGUUACUGGGCUCUGCAUUACGACCCUAAUCACAGCUUUGAGAUAGACUAUAGCGCCGCCUAG